UGAGAAUCAUGCAACAUAACUAAAUUUAGACCAGUCUGGCAGUUGAAAAAAAAGGGCUUUCACAACUUCUCGGUACAUUUUCUCGAUCAAUAAUUGCUUUUAAGAAAAAUAAUUCCAUGGUAAAUACUCAUUAUCGUGGUUUUAUUUAGAGAAUUCUCUCACAAUAUGGUGAUUUUGACGAAGCCACCGAAAUAGCCCUUUUAACUGGAAUUGUUUUGGGGAACCCACAGUGUCGUACGAUUGUUGUCACUGUUUUCAUUGUUGUCGAUAAUAGUGAAAUUCGUGACAACAUUCAAAUUCCGUAAUGAGAAAUAACAAAUGAAGAACGAUAGUUUUAUUUCACUUCGAGGCAUUGGAAUGUCAUUUGGAGCACAAUCACAACAAGAAGUUCUGACUAAAAAUACAAGUCAAUGGACGAAAGCAAUUGUUAUCGCUAUUUUCAUUACUGUUCAAUGAAAAAACAAGAAAAAUUUCGCCUUCCCUGACAAUCAAUGCUCGCACGAUAAUAAAAGCAAACAAAGAAAAUCAGCCGGACAAAGUCAAAAAAAUGAAUGAAAUAAAAAAAAAGUGAAGAAAAUACGAGUUAUCAUUAAAAAAGGCGAGCGAUGUCAUUGACCGCAGUGUCAAUGAGACGAGAGCCGCUUGGUCACUCGCUGAACUCGCAAAUGCGCCGUUCAAUUUCAAAAACACUUCAUCAACUUAAAAUUGCUACUCUCGUGUUUUUUUUUUAAACCCCGUGAAACAGAAAUUUACAGUUACCACGUGAAAUAUUGAGUAACAAUUGUUUAUUGUGUUGUGACUCACAUCUUUGUCUUCCAGUACAUCAGUGGAUUUAAAAGUUUUGUUUAUCCACUCUUUGACAUUGAAAUCCUUCUCCGAGAAUGCUGAAACGUCCUGUAAAUACCGUUUUGAGAUAAGGGAUCUCGAGUGCAGACGAUCGAGGCAAGCACAAGGAGGAAAUUUCUAGGACCAAAUCGAUACGUGUGCUACCAGCGCUCAAAAACGUGAUACAUUUUGUGAUUAAUCACGAUUAAUUGGACAACAAUUCAGUGAUUUUUGUAUAAAAAAAAAUUCGUAUGCAACAGCAACGUAAUUCCGGCGUUCCUUCAGCCUCAGUGACAACGCCACCAUCAACAAUGUCAAAUAUGUUUCCACAGCAGUACUGCCUUAGAUGGAAGUACCAUCACAGCAAUCUGCAGACUAUGUUCUCACAGUUGCUUGAGAGACAGGCGUACUGUGACGUCACACUAGCUUGUGAGGGCCAGACACUGAGGGCGCAUAAGGUUGUCCUGAGUGCGUGUAGUACAUACUUCGAUACAAUAUUGUCGCAGUAUGAGGAGAAGGAUCCAAUAGUAAUAAUGCGUGACGUCAAAUUCUCAGACAUCAAAGUACUCGUUGAAUUCAUGUACAAGGGGGAGAUCAAUAUCGAUCACACAAGACUGUCAUCUCUGCUGAAAACAGCCGAGGAUUUACACAUAAAAGGAUUGGCGGAGGUGAGCUGGCGAAGUGAUUCAACACAGAAUGAACUGAACAACAGUGGGCACAGUCCGGGAGCUGGAACUCCCGGUGUUGAAACAGUACUGAGGGAAGGUGAUCCAGACGAAACACCCCCUCCAAAACAAAAACGUCGUGGUAGACCACCCCUCGACGAUCCACCAUCAGCCCACGACGUAUUCACACCUAAAGUUACAUGCAUCACUGGAAACGUACGAACAUUUCCUGAGGAAAUGAUGAGUGAGGGCGAUCACGAGAGCUGGGACGAUGAUAUAAUGAUGAACGAGAACAAUGAGCCACCGCUACCCGUGUUGUCCUACUUAUCCAAGGAAGACGUCAACUCAGACCAAGAAAAAAAAUCAUCCACAGCUCCCAGCACUCCGUCAAACUCAAAUGCAACGAACCCAGCGAUUCCCGAACAAUUCCGUGACGUUGUAAAAAUGAAUGACUACCUAACAACAGGCAGACGACAGGAAUUCUGGGAGGAGCCAUUCACGAGACGCGUUAUGGAUGCUAUCAAGAGUAAAGAACUGGAGAUGAAGACUGCCGCCGAGAUACUUGGUGUAUCCUAUGGAACACUAUACGGAAGAUAUCGAGACAGUUAUGGUUGCCUUAAACACCCUUACAGAGUCCGAGACUUUUGGUCAGAGCCAGGACCUGCCGAAGUCCUAUCAAAACUUCGAAGGAAAGAAAUAACCCUAUUCCGCGCAGCCGAAUUUCUCAAUGUCACCGUCCACACACUUGCGACGUAUCUAUCAACGUUACAAGGCCCCGACAGAAUUUCAUUGGCCGGUGAAUUGAGUGCUGCAAGCCCAUUGGAUAGCAAUGACGGUGAUCCAACAAAUGAUUCAGUUAAUGAAAUAUUGCAAAAAUUCAAUGCCACUGGUGCAACAGCAACGAUACCAACAACAUCAGCAUCGAUAAAAAGAGAGGGAGGUGGUUACAUUGAACUUGCCAGUGCAAUGCCAAAAGCAGCGAGCUCAGUGUUGGAAAAUAAUCCAGACAUAACAAUUGUUAAAACAGAGAGUAUUCAACGCAAGAGGGAAUACUCGAAAGUGUCAAAUACGGAAAAUAAUAAUGCUAAAUUAAUGAGUGGUGGAGCGGUCAGUGAAUUGCAACAGAAAAUAACAGAUCCAUUGUCGUUAAACAAUGAUCACAAUAAACCAUAACUGUUCAGGCCUUAUUUGACACCGAAUAUUCCUAGAUUUGUACAAAAUCAUGGCUACAGGAGGGAGCUCUGCCCUAGGAGAUUUUAUUCUAAUUUGUUCAGUAGAUUUCUCACAAAUUUUCAGUUGAAAUAGUUUUGUUGUUUGUUUUUUUUAAAUUAUUUUUUUAAUUGAAGAUGAACUCUCAAUCAUUUUAGGGCUAUAGGAAAUUAAGACAGGGGAAAUUUUCCCUCUAUUUCCUCCGUCAAAAACACUUUUCAGUUGACUAUUGGAAAUUUGUGGGAUAAUCUCUCGGGAGAUGUACAGAGGCUUUGAAGUUGGAAAUAUUCUUCAGACCGUCUUACCAACUCGUCAAUGUGAAUAAAAUACAAUGUGUGACAAUAUCUUCAACUCUAGGGCAGAGACACGGUAGUCGUUGAGAUAUUCAUUCCUUUUCUAUAAUUUUUUUUCAUCAUUUUCAAUAGAAAGAGAGGUGUCUGUUGAUUUUUAGGAUGUCCUUGUAUUUGAAAUUUUUUAUUUCAAUUGUUUCGAGUGAUAUUUAUAGACGGGUGUUGAGCCUUUUUCAAUUUUUAUAUCCACUUGGGUUUUCAAGAUUUAUUGCGACAAACAACAGACGAAUCACUCGAUAAUAUCUGUGACCCCGAAAUCAGCAGAAGUUUCAUUUCUUUCGUACAAUGAAAAAUUAUAAAAAAAAAUUAUUUAUGCCACGUGAAUGCAUACUCACGAGUGAUUGAUUACAGUAUGAAUCUGUAAUGCAAUGGAAAUGUUCAUGGCUUGAACGAAAAUUGAAUAACUAGUUUUGUUUUUAUCGUCUGAGAAAAUGGAAUUUUGAGAUGGACUGACGUACGAUAUAGUGAAAAAAAUGAAUAUAAAUAAUAAAUAAAUAAAUAGAAGAAUCGAGGAGCAAAUGAAGAUACACGCAUAGCAACUAAAUAAAUAUUUAACAUACUAUUGCCUAUGUGAACAUUUAGAAAACGAUAAAUGAAGAAUUAUAUUUUUUUCUCUUUUUAUAUAAACAAAAACAUUGGUAUAGAAAUAAAAUAUGCACUCGUAGAUGUUUUAGAGACGUUAAUAGGUGUUACAUUUAAUGCGAGCUUUUUUAUAAAAAUUUUAAGUGAACUUUUUUUUUAUUUAAGAAUUAUUAAAGAUAAAUUAAACUAUUGGAAAACAUUACUUGAUUGUAUAUCAAAGACGUUUCAUUAAUUAUAUUGAAUAUUAGUUAUUAUUUCCUAUUCUUUGAGACAAAAAUAAAUAAAUCAUAAACGUCCAUUUGUAAAUAUCGGAGCAAUAGAGAUUUCUGGAGGAUGAAUUUAUGUUAUUUCUCAGAACUAAGUGGCUUUUUUUACGAAAAAUGAAAAUUAAAUCAUGGUAUGCCUGAAUAUGAUGACUUGUUCGUAUUUGGAUUAGCUUCGUGAGUUGUUUGGAAAUUUGCUCAAAUCGAGUAGAAUUUUUUCCUUGAAAAAUGUACCCACAGACUUGUUUAGCAAUUGCUGUGGAUGUAUUUGUCAACGGAAAGGUCUCCCAUGAAUUUUAACAACAGCUUAAAAAUCUCCCUUUCUCCAAAUCUCCAAAAUAUUCACGCAACUAAUUACAAUAAUAAUUUCUACUCAAUCCCUGCUUCAUCAUUAUGAAUAAUACGAAUUACAUAUUCAGGUAAACGAAUUGCUUUUUAUGCUUAUUCACACCUUAUGACAAUUGUAUUUUUUUUCGAUUAUACAAAAUUAUUUGUUCUUUUCUCGAGCUAGACACAAAAUUGUGAGGCAAGAGUGAAUAAUUGAAUGUGAAAAAGAAAUAAAAUAUUGAAAUUUCCCUAAAUGAAAAAAAAAAUAAUAAUAAUAAUGACUGGAUAAACCGAGUAUUCCUGUUUGCUGAUUGUAAAAUUAAGUAGAAAUUUAAGAAGUAUAAAUAAUAGGUAUUUUUCAUUGAAUAUUUUUCGAUGAUAAACAACAACAAAAAAAAUAAAUAAGACUUAGUUCCCUUCGACUUCAUCAUGUCUGGACACUUGUGGAGGUGUUUGAAUAAUUGUUUUAUUUUUUCUGUUUCGAAAAAUACGCAAAUGAAUAUUCUUUUGCAUUUCUUGUGAUAUGUAUAUACCGUGUAUUUAUUAUUCUUGGAUUAGAUGGCUUUCAGGAGUGAAAUUAGCCACUUCAUCUGGAUACGGAGACGAGUUUUAUUUUGUCCCCCCGAGGGAGCCAAACGAUCAUUUCAAAUUAAUUUUUGAUCAUAAAAAAAAAUAGUUUUUAUAAAAGAGACUAAUUAUGUUCUCAAAGACUGCAAGAUGAACUAAAUUUAUGCAUAGAAAAGAAAAAACUGAAAUAGAUAAAAAAAAAUAUCGAGAGUCUGGUCAUUCGCUCAUCCCCCACAAGUGUCUUACGAUUUCCACAGAUCGAUUUUAAUAUAAGUACUCAUCAGCUACGAUUUCUCAUUUACGUUCAUCCACAACUGUUUCAUAAAUUUUUUAAAUAUGAUUUUCAAAAAUAAUGGAUCUACUCAUUUUUUUCUUCAUAAAAACUCGUCUCGUUUAAUUGAAAAUAAUAAUUUUGUGAUUAAGUAAAAUAAGGAGAUGUGUAUUGCAUUUAUAUUCCCACAGUUUUUAAUUUGCUCUUCAUUCAAACUGAUGUCUCUCAGGAACAAGUGGUCGACGGCCAAUGCGACUGGGGCAGUUGCAAAGCCAGGAAUUUUUUUUGAUGCCCUGCUAUCGAUUCUCAUUGAUUAAUGAUCACCAAAAACAUAUUCCGUCAAUCUCCUGCCAAUGGCCAACACCACAAUAUUCUUGUAGUUUAACAAAUAGUUAACACUUGUCCAUAGAAAAACAAAACUAGAUAUCCCAUCCCCACUACUCUUAAGAUUCUCUUUCUUUUAAUUGAUCACAAAAUUUCAAACUUCCGAUGAACUCAUAAUGCCUCACCGUUCAGUGGGUCAAGUAAAACGAAAUAAUUGAUAGAUAAUCGUUUAUUUUAUCAUAAUAAAAAUAAGACUAAGACAUACCAAAUGAGAAGCGUAAGAACUUUUUUUUUAGAUUUAGUAUUGUAUCGCAUAUCAAGAGAGCAAAUGCAGAAAAAAAAUAAAUAAAUGAAUUAAAUACA
Diachasmimorpha longicaudata is the source of this 5746-nucleotide messenger RNA. RefSeq names its product zinc finger and BTB domain-containing protein 24. Bases 1077 to 2663 code for a protein of 528 amino acids. Gene Ontology annotation, molecular function: protein binding. The record is from RefSeq and is a predicted model, not a curated record. NCBI's taxonomy places the organism in Eukaryota, Metazoa, Arthropoda, Insecta, Hymenoptera, Braconidae. Gene Ontology annotation, biological process: regulation of transcription by RNA polymerase II. Gene Ontology annotation, cellular component: nucleus. The transcript has 9 exons.